This is a messenger RNA of Knipowitschia caucasica, 204 nucleotides long. The record is from the annotation of a GenBank genome assembly. Lineage: Eukaryota; Metazoa; Chordata; Actinopteri; Gobiiformes; Gobiidae.
AUGUCGACUUCUAAUCUUAUUACCAUGAAGAAAGUCGUCCAGCAGCUGCGCUUUGAGGCGAGCAUAAACAGAGUCAAGGUCUCUCAAGCUGCUGCAGACCUGCAGCAGUUCUGUGUGCAGAACGCCUUGCACGACCCUUUGCUCACAGGUGUCUCAUCCAGCACCAACCCCUUCAGGCCACAAAAGGUCUGCUCCUUCUUGUGA